Molecule: messenger RNA, 6711 nt
Organism: Pleuronectes platessa (European plaice)
Lineage: Eukaryota; Metazoa; Chordata; Actinopteri; Pleuronectiformes; Pleuronectidae
Gene: maml1
Product: mastermind-like transcriptional coactivator 1
Exons: 5
Coding region: 1289-4438 (1049 amino acids)
Biological process (GO): Notch signaling pathway; positive regulation of transcription of Notch receptor target
Cellular component (GO): nucleoplasm; nuclear speck
Molecular function (GO): transcription coactivator activity
Source: RefSeq, a predicted model, not a curated record
UCUCGGCCCUGAUUGGUCUACUGUUUGUCGGUCAACGCUGCGGCCGCUCCCUGUUGGCUGUCCGUGCUGUCAGUCAUCGGGGGGCGGGCUCAGGAACAUUCCUCCUCUCUCUGGUGAAAAAAAAAAAAGAAAGUUUCCAAGAUGGCGGCGUGGAGCUGCAGGUCCGCUGGAAAACAAUAGAAGCAGCGCAGAGGGACAGUUAGCCGCGUCUUAGCUGCUCCUGACCGGGGAGCCGCCGCCUCGCCACCGCGCACUGCCCGCCUCGGCCCCGGGGAGGCUUAUCCUUCACCUCGGGACAAACGCGAUCAGAGAAUGGUGCUUCAUUUAAAUGUUUGAUGCUCGUCGAGCUACCGUCGCCCGAACAGAGCGCUAGCAGCUAGCGGCUACACGGAGGCGGAGGAUCAGCUGUUAGACAGAUGCUGUAGGAAGAGCCGCAGCUUCGCUUCACAGUAAGUGGAUUUCAAACAUUACUACGUUUCACUGUGUGGACGCAGGUGCUGCUCGGGUGGGACCGCGGGUUAGACCUCACAACCGGAGGGGACGGGAUGGGUUCACUACCGAACGACUCGCUGCCAACUUAGUGAGUGUUAGCAUGUUAGCUGCUGCUGGCUAGCACAGCCGAGCUAAAUACUCGAGUUAAUAAAGUUUGAGACAAGUUGUAGAGUCGCAGCGAUGCUUCCACAGACCGAAGCCGUCCAUCGACCACUACCUGCGGGCAGAGCAGCAGCUAAUGUCCGCUAGCUCCGGAACCAGCAGGUAGAAGCGGCAGCUCGUCGUUUUAAAGGAAUUUUCGACGCUUCAACUUUGAUUUGUGUGGAGGAAUGUGCUCAGUGAAGUGAGCCCGACGGGACUUGGGUCGGUGGCGACGCCGCUUCGCUUCUGCACAUUUAGACGCGGAUGAUUUAAAGUGGGGCUCGUAGCUCGGGGAUGACCACGGGAAGGUGCGGGGUAGGUUCGGGGGUAAAGUCCGCAGCAGGACUCCAGCAGCUCUGGGUCACAGACACUUUAACCAGCCGCUGCACUGAUGAGCUCCGUAGUUUUCAUUGGCUUUAACUGAGAUUAACCAGGAGGCUGAAUGGUGUUGCACCCAAAAACCUUCGUUUCCCUGCCCGGCAGUGAGUGCCGCUGUGACCGAAGCCAUUAGCAAGACAAAGGUCGCCUCCAUGGAGCCAGCACAGGAGUCUUUGUAGAGGGCGAGGGGGGGGGUGUAGACGCCCACGGUGAAAAGAGCCAAUUUCAGCUUUUUAUGGACGAAACCUGAGCCGGAGUUUACUACAAGUCUGUAUUGAUGAUGGCGGAUUUUGUUACACCGCGACACAGCGCGGUGAUGGAGAGGCUACGCCGGAGGAUCGAGCUCUUCCGGCAGCAUCACAACAGCUGCGAGAGCCGCUACGAGAACGCGACGCUGGAGCGGCUGGAGCUGGACAGACAGCAGACCUUCGCCCUGCACCAGCGCUGCCUGCAGGCCAAGGCCAAAAGGUCCAACAAGCACCGGCAGGCCCAGCCCAGCGGGGACCAGGCCGGCCAGAGGGCGCCGGGAGGCGGCGGAGGAGGAGGAGGCAGCGCGGAGCUCGCGGAGAGCGGAGGGACGGCGGCUGAGCAGAGCCGGAACAGCACCCUGAUGGCGCUGCAGGAGACGGUAAAGAGGAAGCUGGAGAGCGCUGGUUCUCCGUUGGGCAGAGACCAAGUCAACGGCUUCAGUGACGGGUUCCCCCCCAACAAGAAGGCCUGUCUGGACAACGGCACAACCAACGGCUCCCCGCUCGACUCCAAGCUGGGGAUCAGUGACUCUCUGACCUCUAACGGGAACCAUGGGCCUGCGGGGGAGUCCACAGACAGCGGUGGCGAGCCAGGUUUGGACUUCCUUAGGAAGGAGAUGAAGCAGGAGCCCGAUGACAUGCUGCCCAUCAUGCCUCCAUCAGGAGGAGGCAACAACAGCCUGUUCCCUGACCUCAACCUAAACGAGCAGGAGUGGACGGAGCUGAUGGAGGAGCUGAACUGUGCCGUGGCAUAUGAGGACAUUCAAGACAUUCUCAACGACGGCUUUGAGGACCGCAAAGACCCUCUAGAGCUGGCGCCCACUCCGGGUGGGGGUGGGUCGGUGGGGGGAGGAGCAGGAGGUGGUUCGGGGGGCCAGCCGUCCCAGGGACUACUUCCUCCAGAUCUGGUGAGUGUGAAGACGGAGUUCUCUCCGGCCUCUGCAGUUUUCGAGCAGGACUCUCGCACCGGCUCCCCCCAUGUAAGGUCCACCUCCUCUGGGCCGCCUCCUCACCCCACCAGCUCCCCCAUCGCCUCGUCCUCUGCCUCCUCUCCGGCUCUGCCUCCUUCCCAGCCCGCUCCCAACCCCAGGCAGCUUCAGCCUCCCCCCAACCACCUUCUCCCUCCGGGGCCCCAGGUGCCUAAAGAUCUUUCCCCUGCUCAGCAGCUCCAGCAGCUAGCAGCCCAGCAGCAGAGGGCGCAGCACCUCCACGGCCAGAUGCAGCACAAACAACCACAGCCGGGGGCCAAGUUCCACAACCAGGGGCCCCGUGCCCACCCCCCACCUUGGCCCCAGAUGGCCAACACUUCUCAGAGCCCAAUAGGGGGAGCGUUUGUUAUGGACAAACCCACGAGUCCCUCCUUGUACCCACAGGACUUUAACCCAAAUGCCCAGAAGCAGCUGCUGAUGCCCGGUCAGCCCAACAAAGGCCCCCCCAAGGUGGGGCCUGGCGGCUACAUGCCGGGGCACGGCGGGCACCCUAACAUGCUGGGUCACCCGACAUCAGGGCCUCCUCUUGGUCACCCUCAGGCCCCUGGACCUCAGGCCCAGGCCGCCAUGCUGAACUACAACAACACCAAACCCCUGUCACACUUUGAGGCGGGGCCCGGGCCUGGGCCCCCCCGGCCCCCCAACACCCAGAGCCAGAACAAGGCGGCCCUGCUGACGCUGCUCAGACAACAACAGCAGAUCAAACAGAAGAACAGCAUGAACUUUCGCCAACAUAUACCACACGCACAGGACCAGAACAACUACCCCGCUCCUCCUCACGGCCCAGGCCCCGCCAACACCAUGGCACCUGCGCCGGGAAACAACGGCAUGGCGACUCAGCCCGGGGCGAACGCCAUGGCAGGUAGCCAUGCUAACGCUGCGUACCUGAGCAACCAGGCGGCGGUGGCGGCGGUGCUGAAACAACAACAGCAGCAGCAGCAGCAUCAGCAGCAGAUCCUGGAGCAGCAGAAGCAGCAGCAGCAGUACAUGCAGAGACAGCAGCUCAUGGCUGAACAGGAGAAGCAGCGGCAGCAGGACCAGCAGCUUCAGAGGCGCCUGACCCGACCGCCACCGCAGUACCAGGACCAGCCGGGCCAACCAGCCAAUCAGAACCCUUUCCCACAGCAGUCAGUCAACCAGUUUACAGCUUCGUCUCAGCCAAUGGGCAGCGUCGGCUCCAUGGGAGGCCCCGCCCCUGGCUCCCAGCGUAUGUUCCCUCAGAACCAAGGCAUGAUGGGAAUGAAUAUGGUUCAGGGCGGUGGGCCGGCAGGCGGUGUAGCUCCGCCCUCUGCGGCGAGUCAGUCUGACAUGAAUCUGUCGUCCUGCGGAGGGGGCGGGGCUGGCGUGGACGUCCAGCAGGUCCUCUACAAUAACAUGAACCUUCACCCCAACCACCCGGGCCACACGCCGCAGCAGGCCGCCCUGCAGCGUCAGGCGCUGGGGCCCAUGAGCGCCUCCUACAGGCAGAGCCUUCUGGCCCAGCAGCAGCACCUGAAGACGCAGCCCAACGCCGCCAUGCUGAAGCAGCAGCAGCUGGCCGCCGCCCGCAUGCCAGGCUCCAUGCAGAGCAGCAUAGGAGCCAGCCUGCCCAGCUCCAUGCCAGGAAACAUGCAGAGUGCACAGAGCGCGGCCUGGCAGCAGCAGCUCGCCAACCAGCCGCCCUCCGGUAGCGCUGGCCUGCCCCCCAACGCCUUCAGCAACACGCCCAACGCCUUCCACAUGCAGCAGCAGCAGCAGCCUCGCAUUCCCAAGAUGCCACCGGGCGCCGCACCCUUCGGUGCUAACCCGGCAGGUCGCCCAAUGGGGGGCCUGAACCCCGGGCAACAGAUGAUGCAGGCGAGUAUGGCUGCAGCCCAACAGAGGGCGCCACCUAACCCUCAGAGCCUGGGCCAGCCCAUGGCCAAUCAGCAGCAGACUCAACAACAGCAGGCCAAUCAGAGCCAGGCCGUCCUCCCUGACCUGGUGGCGUUCGGACAGCCGCAGGGCAACGGGCGGCAGGGCCUGCAGUGUAAUCAAGGGUUCCAGGUGAGCAGGACGGCCAAUCAGCAGCAGCAGCAGGUGUCGUUCGGGUACAACAUGGCGUCGGGGAGCUUCGCUGCAGAGAGCGACCUGGUGGACUCGCUGCUGAAGGGUCAGAACCCUCAGGAGUGGAUGGCCGACCUGGAUGAACUGCUCGCCAGCCACCAUUAGUCCAGAACCUGGAGCACCUGAGCCCUGCUGAGCUGAGGCUGCGCGUUGGAAACCUGGACCACGAGCCGCCGCUCCCAUCGGACCAUCAGACCGUUUAGAUCUGGAGAAAAGAUCCAGACGAGGUCUGUGAGAUAGCAUUAGCCCCCCCGGCCAAUGAGAAGCAACCAGUGGGCAGCCGAUGGCGUUCAUCAGUUUCCUGUGGUUGAGCUGGGGACGCCACACUGCCUGUCGGUGGUAAAUUAGUUAUUUUCAACACUGACCCGUUGACCAGACGUUUUCUCCCCCCCGAGGGAGUCGAGCAUCUUUCAGCUCGUUCACAUCGACAGUUGAAACUGAAACACUCGUCAGCUGGACACGUUUAAAACAAACCAGCAAAACAUCCAAACCAGUUCAGACGCAGAAACGAACUCUGACUGAUCAGGACUGAAACCAGGUCCCAUUCAGAAAUAUGACACGUUAACAGGAAACAGCCGUUAAACAUGUUCCGACUCAUUCUGUGAAUGUUUGAUCUGAUUCUCGGUUGAAGACCCACGAGCUGCCGUUCAUCACAGAUGAAUCUGUCUCGUGACUUUGAGUUUAUCACAUGAUGUGAUAUAGAAAAGUUUCAAAAUUUAGUUUUCAAACAAAUAAAAGCAUCUAAUGGAGGAAGAUUAGUUUUUGAUAUAAAAGUUUUUCAUCACAAUUUCACAUUAAAUCAAUUCAUGUUUUUCAACAUGUGACACAAACUUCCAGAGAAAUGAGGUCAUCGGUGAACUUGAUUUAAGAAUCCCCCGAGCGUCGCCUGGAUUCCAUCUUUCCUUUGUGUUGACGUGUGACUGAAGUCAGGUGUGUGGAGAUAAAUGUGUUAACGUUACACAGACUGAACUGAGUUAAUGAUGACUGAACUAACGACCUCAUGCUACCCCCCCCCCCUCCACAGCGCCACCUACAGACCACCAGCUCUGAGUCGCUUUAUUCUUUUAUGAGAUGGUCACAUGGCUUCAUUUUAAAGAAUCAUUCCCUCAUUGAAUGUUUAAUAUUCACUCUUUCACAACCUGAGGUUAAAUUCUCAGAUCUGAGUUUGUUCCAAAAACAAACAAGAGACGAGAUUUUUUCUUUUUCCUCUUUUAUUUCUGUGGUUUUACUUUUUAUUAUUUCAGUCCUAAAAUUAAAAGUUGACUUGAUACUUCAACAAUCUGUAAACAAGUUACAACCUAUUCACACUGUCAGCAAAUAUCUGCAGCAGAUAUUUAAAUUUCUAACAAUACCUUAAGUUGACUGAUUAUUAGUCAAUAGAUAAUAUUUAGUAACAGUUUAGCAGGUAAAGCCGUGGAAAGCUCCUUUAAAUAUGAAUCUAAAGCUUCAGUUGUCACAUUCAUUAAAAAAUAUCCAUAAAACAAACAGGAAACAUUCAAAAACACAUUAACUUGUUUGUUUCCUGCUGCUCGAGUCUGUGAUGAAUGAAAUCGCUCUGAGGAGGAAACCUGCUCAUCUUCCCAAACACAUAAAUCCAGGUUAAUGUUCUCGAUGGUAAAUUUACAUCUGUGAUAUUUGACAGCUACAUUUAAAUGUAUUAUUUAGUUUUUUAUCUUGAGAAGCUAAAAUCUGAUUCUUCAAAGUGUUUUUUACAAAUGAAAACAAAUUAUUCUCAGAGCUGUUCAUGAAUUGUUGACAUGAAACCGUUUUUCACAGUUAGAACUUGAACGCAGCGUUUCAGCUCACGAGUUGUUUCUGAAGACGCAUCAGAGAAUCUAACGUGAUAUAAAGUUGAGUCUUCAUGGUUCUCAUGAUGGAAACUAGCCACCUUACAUCCAAACUCAUCGUUUCUGUUCUGCAGCUCAUUAUUUAUCAUCUUCUCAAACGUGGAACUCUCUGUUCAAGGUUGACUGGUGAGCAGGUGGUCUGCGUUAAGGUGGACCGGUUUAAGGUGGACUGGUCGUUCUAUCUACUGUACUGUUUGACUUUUCAACGAAACGUAUGCAUCUUGUUUUUGCAGACAUGUUGUGUAUUUUAUUUGUAACGGUAUAUUUGCUCAACAAAAGCUUGGCGCUGGUUUCCCGACUCUGCCGCCGGUUCUUCAGCUUCCAGCCCGGCUCGGCCUCCCGGGGCUUCUGGGUUCAACUGUUGUGUAAAUGUCUAUAAAUAUAUUUUUUGUAUGUAAGCCUUUCCUAAUGAUCUGGAGAAGAUAGAUGUUAUUUUUAUAUAUUGCUGCGGAUUUUUUGUAAGUAUUUUAUACUUUUGAUAUGGUUCUCUGUAAAACAAGAGUAUUAUGUAAAUAUAGUUCUUUAGAAACA